Molecule: messenger RNA, 1004 nt
Organism: Magallana angulata
Lineage: Eukaryota; Metazoa; Mollusca; Bivalvia; Ostreida; Ostreidae
Product: DNA-directed RNA polymerase II subunit RPB4-like
Exons: 5
Coding region: 202-642 (146 amino acids)
Biological process (GO): mRNA export from nucleus in response to heat stress; transcription initiation at RNA polymerase II promoter; nuclear-transcribed mRNA catabolic process, deadenylation-dependent decay
Cellular component (GO): RNA polymerase II, core complex; P-body
Molecular function (GO): translation initiation factor binding; nucleotide binding
Source: RefSeq, a predicted model, not a curated record
GACUUAAAAAGCAUAUAAUGACACAGUACAUACUUUAUUGUACAUGGCAUGCCAAAUUCACAAAAAUGAGCAUAACAGUUUGACAAUCGAUAAACCACUGUAGGUUUACUUUUGGAUUCUCUAGAUACGAUACGUUCUCCAAGAGAGAACCCUUUAUCCGGGAUACGACCUCUCAGUGAUACGAAUUAUCCUUAUACCGCAAUGAUGGCGUCGGGAACAUCUGCACAACAACAAAACGUUAGUGAAGCACCAGAAGAAGAUGCGGCGGAACUACAGUUUCCCAAGGAAUUUGAAAAUGCGGAGACACUUUUGAUAUCUGAAGUUCAGAUGCUACUAGAACACAGAAAAACACAGAACGAGAGCGCUGAGGAAGAGCAGGAAUUGUCUGAAGUAUUCAUGAAAACUCUGAACUACACCAGUCGUUUCUCCAAAUUCAAGAACAGGGAAACCAUUUCUGCCAUACGCAGUGUAUUGAUGCAGAAGAAGCUGCACAAGUUUGAGUUAGCAGCACUUGCUAAUUUGUGUCCAGAUAAUGCAGAAGAGGCCAAGUCACUUAUUCCAAGUCUAGAGGGAAGAUUUGAAGAUGAAGAAUUACAACAACUACUGGAAGAUAUAAAGACCAAGAGAAGUUUCCAGUAUUGAGGAAGAUUACUUUUCAUUUGGAUUAUGAAUGAUUUCCGACAGGCAGCAGAUAUAGACACUGAUCAUGUGACAUUGAUAUUCCGACUUGCUUUAGAAGCCUCAUUGAACUUAUUCGGAUUCCUCAUGUCACACCGGUAUGCUGAUCACUGUAAGCUUCCAUUGCAGACACUCAGGUUGUCAGGAAAUAUAAAGGGGAGGCAUGUACAAUUGUAAAGAAAUUAUAAUUUUGGGGGGCAUAAAUCAUGAAUAUGAAACAGUUCUUUUUGAACACAUGUUAUUUUCAUUUGUUCAAUCAACCAUGAGCAAUGGUCUGAUGAUCGUACUUUGUUAAACAUGUACUUUAAUAAAUAUGUAAAUUUACA